This is a messenger RNA of Ixodes scapularis (black-legged tick), 546 nucleotides long. Its product is annotated as high-affinity choline transporter 1-like. Gene Ontology annotation, molecular function: choline:sodium symporter activity. Lineage: Eukaryota; Metazoa; Arthropoda; Arachnida; Ixodida; Ixodidae. Gene Ontology annotation, cellular component: plasma membrane. Bases 1 to 546 code for a protein of 181 amino acids. The transcript is spliced from 4 exons. The record is from RefSeq and is a predicted model, not a curated record. Gene Ontology annotation, biological process: choline transport; acetylcholine biosynthetic process; transmembrane transport.
AUGGCCAUAAACACGCUCGCAGCGGUGUGCAUCAUCUUCUACUACAUCGCCAUCCUGUUCGUGGGCGUCUGGGCAGGUCGCAAGGUGCACGCCGACAAGAUCCUGGCCCAAGCUAGAGGAGUUCAUCGCGACAAGAAGUCCAGAAAGGAAGAAAAUAGCGUGGACAAUUUCCUUCUGCGUUUCUUCGUUGCCAACAGGUGCUUGCCGCUUACUAUCGGAUUUGCCUCCAUGACAGCGACAUGGGCCGGAGGAGGCUUCAUUAACAGGACGGCCGAAGUAAUCUAUACCAAGGGCCUUGUCUACUGCAACGUCCCUCUGGGCUACAUGGCCAGCCUCUGCAUCGGUGGAUGGCUGUUCGCCGGCAAGAUGCGGGCCACGGACUCUCUGACCAUGCUUGACCCGUUCCAGAAGCACUACGGCUGCUGGAUGGGUGUCCUGCUCAGCGUGCCCGCGGUCUCCGGAGAGCUUUGCUGGACAGCCUCUAUACUAUACGCGCUCGAUAACUGUACGUUCAAAUACAAACAUAAUGAACAAUAUUUCCGCUAA